Messenger RNA from Biomphalaria glabrata, 6366 nucleotides. RefSeq lists its product as uncharacterized. NCBI's taxonomy places the organism in Eukaryota, Metazoa, Mollusca, Gastropoda, Planorbidae. The coding region runs from base 3085 to 4263 and encodes 392 amino acids. The transcript is spliced from 4 exons. The record is from RefSeq and is a predicted model, not a curated record. Gene Ontology annotation, molecular function: zinc ion binding; nucleic acid binding.
CCCCCUAGAAAUGCUAAAAAAUAUAACUCAUUUCUUUCAUGUUUGUUAAGGUAUUCAAGUAGUCUUUUCCAAAGCAGUAGCUAGAUCUACGUGGUUUUUUUUUUAAUGCAUGAAAAAUUUUAGUUAACAGUGAAAAAAAUAAUAAGAGGUAGGCUAUAGAUUCUAUAUUCUAAAAAUGAAACAUUUAUUUAGUAGAGCUAGAAGUCCCAGUGUUGUUUUAGAGAGAAGCGUUUUGUGUUGACAAAUUAUUGUGUUGAUGGCUUGAACAACCUUUCGAAGUUUUGUUUUUCUAUUCAAGUUAAGUUACGAAAAAAAAAACAACAAACAUAUAAGUAGUAUAUUCGUUAAGGUAAUUACCGCUUUUUUGAUAGCCCUAUAUAUUUACACCGCUGGCCGGAUUUCUUUGUAGCUUAGUCGAUGGAUCAAAAUAUAUGUGAUGUUUUGAAGAAGGAAUAACCUAGAUCAAUUUUACAGCACCUCUAUUCAACUCGUGGAAACUGCGAUUGAAUCAUUCAUUGGUCAUAUUGUAAUGUACUAGUUUAGAGAGUAUGUUAGUUUUGUUAGUUAAAUAUAUUGUGUAUAGUUUUAGCGACGGUAAAAGUAAUGACGUAGUAAGACAGACUAAUGACGUAGGAGACUUAGGCGAACAAGAGACCAACAUGGCGUUAUGUUAGAAGUAGGCUGUUUUGAAUAGUAGUUGAAUAGUAGUUAGUUAUAGCGACGUUUUAGAUAGAGAGGACGGAUUUCCCAGUGGUUAAUAAAGCAUCAUUUUAUAGAACUGAAUGUUGUUAUCAAGUAUAUCUAUUUUGUAAUGUUCUGUGGCUAAUGUUAAAGUAAUAAUUGCACAACAUGAAGUCAGAUUAGAUUAGCCCAUAACAUUAUUUUGGCGACCCCGACGCCAGAACGAACGCCACGCCAUUAUUGUGACGACCCAGUGAAGGGAUCGAAGAACGCCAGAACAUUGCCUGAAGUGUUCGUGGAACAUUGAGAAGCCGACAGUUUUACUUUGCUGUCAAGUAAGUCAUUCGUCGUGAAGACAGUAUUUUGAGCGGCGCUCGUUAUUAACUUUGCAAGGUCAUCGAAGUUGACCGUUAGAAUCACUUUGUCAGUUAGACAGUGAUGUAUAGAAGACGUCAUUCUUCUAAAGUACUAGUCUAGAUCCACUAGAUCUACACACGAAUGAUGGUAUACCCUACUACCACACUGUGUGCUCGUCUGUUCAACCUGUGAGGUUGCGUAUUUUGUUCAUUGGAGAGAGAGUUGUAUCUCUCUUGAGUCUUGAGUGAGACAGCACCACUAGCUUGUCUCAGUAUUGACGUUUGCAUACUGUUGUUCCUGACCUGAAGAUAGUGGAAGUGAAACAUUGAGCUGUUAUUUGGAACUUCAUCUUUGUCGCCGUCAAGAUUGUUUUGAGUCGUCGCAGACUACAUUUUCGUCGUAUACCUCACCACAUCUGUGAGCUUGUUUUCACCGGGGACUGCGCUGCACCAGACACAUUAUCGUCGAAGUAGUUGUGAAUUAUUAUUAUCGUCGUCAUCAUUGAAACAGACGCCGUAGAAUGGAUUCGUCGUAGAGGACAUUGAACUGUUACUGCCAGAUUGACUGCACUCUUACCACUUUAGAACUUAUUCGUCGAAGAGGAACCUGAGCCGUUACUGCCUGCCUUGAGGAACUGUGGAACCGGAAGUUUGACUGAAUCGAUAUCGUCACCUUCUGUGAACAUUACACCUGUGUGUUUGGUGAUUGCAACACUUUGCCAGGAGUUGAUCUACACUUGAGCUGCGAACCGAAGCCUUCCAGAUUGCCAGGACGGAGGAGCCUGAACUGACCACUGACCCUUGUGUGAUACUUGUUGGCCGAAAGGGAUUUCAAUAUAAAAGAUAAGUUUAUUUUUCCUUCUAUUAGUGUGUUUAAAAUAGAUUCUAUAGGACUCAGUGGCCACUUGCUGGUUUAUUGCUACCAGGUUAAAUCAGGGUGAACCGGGAGUGUUCUUAAAAUUGGGUAUUUACUAGCAAGGAGCCCACGUAUACGUAUAGUUGUCAACUUGUCUUGUAUGUAAACGUGAAUCAUUUUUUUUUAAGUCUCGUACCGUUUCAAAACUAUUGUAUCACUUUUGUCUCUAAUCUUUCUAUCAGACGAAAGUCUCAUCUCUCAUAGAUGUAUUUGGUGUAUAUAUUUAUUUCUUUAUUCAAUUAAUUUUUUGUGUGUGAUAAUCUUACGUAUUGAUAAAGUAGGCUACAUUUAUUUAGCCUUAUCUAGCAGUAAUCUAGAUCUAAGGUGAGUCUAGACAAUUAGCAGUAUACUAUUGUCUAUGUAAGAAACCAGUGUUAAACUAAGUACCGUUGUCAUAUAUAGAAAUAGUGUUGUUGUCUAAGAUUAUAAUAGUAACAUAAUGGCUACAGCUCCAGGAGAUGAUAUGGAGACUUUUCGCCAGCAAAUUAUUGCUGAGGCUAGACAAUUAGAACUUAAAGGGAAGGACCUAACUGGCUAUGUACAGCAAAUGGUAACAAUAGAGAGAGAUAGAAUAGACAAGAUAAGGGAGAAAGAAAAAGAUAGAGAAGCACAAUUAAUAAAAGAAGAAGCAGAUAGAAAAUUACAGUAUGAUUUAGAGAAAUUGAGGUUAGAUGCUGAAUUGAAAAAACAAAACACAAAUGAUAGACCUACUGUUCAGAGUGAAAACAUAAACAAUAGUAAUAGUACAAGUAAUGGUAAUAGCAUGAAUGAAAAUAGGGAUAAUCAAAGUACUAAUCAUUGGCUGAAAAGAAACUGCAGCCCUUUCAGGAAGAUAAAGACAGUAUUUCAGACUAUUUAAAGCGUUUUGAGAUGAAAAUGAGCAGUUGUAACAUAAGAGAAAAUGAAUAGUCUCAAAUCUUACUUGAUUUUGUUCAAGGUCAAGCAUUAACUAUUUGUCAGAACCAUGAUCAUACCCUUCAGAAUAGUUAUGAUAUAUUAAAGAAAGAGCUUCUUAAUGCCUAUGGUCAUAAUGCCAGUACAUUUAGGAGAAAAUAUUUUGAAAAUUUUCCUAGUAGUCAGAUAGAUCCUCAAACAACAGUAAAUCUUGAAAAAGAUUAUUUCAGUAAAUGGAUGUCAUUUGAGCAAAUAGAUCAAAGCUAUGAAGGACUUAAAAACUUUAUUUUGAUAGAUAACUUUACAAACAAAUGUGAAUCUCAGUUACAGUCAUUUAUAAAAGAGAGAAAACCAAAAAAUUUAGAGGACAUAGUUGUUAUUAUGAGAACUUACAGCAGUGCUUAUCCUAAUAGUUCAUUUUCAAAUAAAGACAAGAAACACAUUGAUUUUGUAGGAUAUAGUAAAGAAACUAAGAGUAAAGAUAUACAUGAGAGCAGAAAUGAUAGAAAUAGAGAUAAUACUGACUAUAGAGAGAUCAUCUGUUUUAAUUGUCAAGGUAGAGGACAUAUUGCAGCACACUGUAAAAAAGUGAAUUACAGUAGAUCAGAUAAUAGGGAUAGUUACAGGAAACAGAGUAGGAAAGUUGAGUUGAAAGAGAACAGAAACAGAAAUAACAAAAGUAGAGUGUAUUUCACCAAUGAUAGGGACAGUAGAGAAAGUAGUGAAAGUGAAGAAGUAGAAGAGAUGAACUAUUGUUGGGGUGUAGAAGAAAUAAAUUUUGUUGAAGAUGAAACUAACAGAGUGAGAGUACACUCUGGUUUUAUUAAUGGGAAACCUAUGAGGUUUGUCAAAGAUUCGGGAUGCAGUACAGUCGGUAUUAGGAGUAACUUAGUUAAACCAGAUUGUUACUUAGGCUAUGAAAAAAAAGUAAGGUUGAUAGAUGGCAGUAUCAAGCGCUAUCAAGCAUGUAAAGUCUUCUUAGAAACACCAUUUUAUACUGGUUAUUGUAAAGGUUUAGCAAUACCAGGAUUGUCUCAUGAUUUGCUUUUAGGCAAUAUACAUGGACUAAAGGAACUGACUCAAAGAGAGAUAGAUAGCUGGAAUAGAAGACAUGAAUACAAAAUGAGACAAAGAAAUUCUUGUGGUAAAGUGAGAAGAAACAUUAUUUGUUUUAAAUGUCAAAGAAAGGGACAUAUUGCCAGGCAAUGCAGAAGUUGGGAUUAUUCAGAUAGAAGAUCUGACCAUUAUGAGUAUGACAGACAUUUUGAUAGUAAUGCCUAUGAUAGACAGUAUCAUAGAGGGAACCCUCAGAGAAGAUGUAACUCUGAUGAGUACCAGGGUACAAGGGACAAUUGUAGGUCAUAUGGACCUUACCAAAGAAGAAAUAGAGAAGCAGAAUAUAGUUGGAGAAAGUAAAUUCUUGAUGGUUUACUUGUAUAUAUAGAUAUAUAUACUAGCAAUGGUUUAAUUGUAUAGUGCAUGAACAUGUUGAGUUCUUUUAGAUUGUAAAUAAGUUGUAUAUGUUAUGAUAUUUAUUUGUAUGCUAUAGCAUGUCACUCAUAAGGCCGUGUUGAUGAGAAAGGGAAAUAAUUUGAAGAGUUAUAGUUUUUAAAGGGAGAUAAUAUAUAUUGAAAGCUUAUUGGAAAGUAAGUAUGAGCAGAAGUAUUAUAUUUUCUUUGUGUGUAUUUUAGAUUCCUGAGGAAAUGGUAAGCGAAGGAAGAAAUAAGCUUGAAUCUAUUGAUGGGUUGGAAAUUUAGGGAUGCCUCAAGUAUCACUGUUUAAACGUUGUUAUAAGUUGUUAAUGGAUUUUUACUGUUUGUAUCCAUAAUAGGAAAAUGUCAUGAAGCUAUGAUGCUUCUUGAUGCUCUUGGAGAUGGACAGUGCAUACUUGGCAUCGUAAACAACAUUAUUGUGAUGUGAUGAACUUUUAUCUUGUACAACGUAGAGCUUGAACCGUGUACAGCGUAACUUGUGGUAACUACAACGUAAUGUUUCGUACUCAUGGACUGUUACACUAUGUGCAGAAAGGUCACACUUUGAACUAUGUGUCACAUCACGUACCACAUUCAACAGAAGUCUUAGUAUUGAACUGUGUAUCACGUCAGAUACCUCACUCAGCAGUAUUGUGUCAGAGACUAUAUGGACUUUUUAAAGUUGUGUUUUACAGUGACAUUACUAUUUGGUCAGUAAUAGUGUGUUACUGAGCUUACCUUGUUGGAUGUCAAAGGACUUACUUUGGUGAAUUGUCAUUGAACUUACCGCAGUGAGAUGUCUGUGAACGAACUUUGUGAGAUACCAGUGAACCUACCUGAGAUGUCAAGAGAAUCUAUUUGUUGUGUUGUCCAUCCCCAUAUUUACUGUAUUUGUUUUUUCAAACAAAAUUCUCCUUGCUAUUGUAAAGACAUUUUACUGUACUUUUUGUAAAAAAUUGUUAAACAAUUUUUUUUAGAAAGGGGGAAGGAAAUGUAAUGUACUAGUUUAGAGAGUAUGUUAGUUUUGUUAGUUAAAUAUAUUGUGUAUAGUUUUAGCGACGGUAAAAGUAAUGACGUAGUAAGACAGACUAAUGACGUAGGAGACUUAGGCGAACAAGAGACCAACAUGGCGUUAUGUUAGAAAGUUGAAGAUAGUUUACUUCCUAGUCCAAACCUACGCAGGACGAUUGGGGAUGGGCGCUGGCAGGGUUUGAACCCGGGACCAUUGAUAAAUUCGAACGACAGUCCAGCGUGCAAACCGCACGACCAGGCAGCCAUCCCUUACAAAAGCCCCUGAUGUCAAAUAUUAUUGUGUCAUCUCACAAGAAAAAUGAACAAAAUUUCAACAUUAGAACUUAUACCAAAGGCGUGAGUUAAAGUCAGGACUUCAUGACCCUGGACCCAGCAGAACCUGGACAGCUGAUCACAAAAACGGUUCUAACGAUUCUCCUAGAAGAUGAGCAGAUGGUGUAUGUCGCUGAGAAAAGAAUGACUGGACUAACUCGUUGGCCACACGUUCCUAGCUUCACAUUUCGGACUAGACUUUUCAUACGCCUGAUGUAGGCCAAAAUCCUUAGAAUGUAGAUAUGACUAUUUAUUGAUGCACAAUUUAGGUUCAUUUAAAUAUAUUGUUUCAUUGAACUAUUUCGAGAAAUCAAUUUGAAAUUAAUUAAAACACAUUCUGUUCAUCUAGGUUCAAACAUUUUUGCAAAGUUAUUCCUCUUCCAGAUAUUCACGUAAUUAGCCUAGCUAACUAAUUGUAGGGGAAGCUACUAUGGUUAGCAUUGAAGCACAAUACAUUUUCACAGUUAUGUUUCUUCGACAGCUUUACGAUUUUCUUCCUCUUGGCAAAUGGUAGAGCUGCUCUGCUAGCACCCGAAUCACGAUAUUAGAAAAUAAAGGAGAAAAGGGGUAUAUCGAAAAAUAUCAAAUUGUUUUGUUUUGUUUUUUGUGGCGAAUAUUGCUCAAACAAUUUUUUAUUGGCAUUGCACGUACUUAGAUACACAAUAAGAACAGCAAUUUCCCUUGUGUUACUAAAAACAAUACA